CAGAGACAGAGAAGAGACACAGAGGCACACAGACAUGGAGAAAGACAGAGAGAUAAAGGCUAAAAGAUAGAGACACACAAAGAGGCAGAGAGUCAGAUAGAGAGACACAGAGAAAACCAAAGAUAAAGAGUUAAAGACAGAGAAAGAGAGAAGGACAUAUAAAAACAUCAAAAUAUAUUUAGUCUCUUGGUCCUGCACUUACUAGCUAGGAAAUAGUACUAAUUUUUGAAGUUUCUAUUUGAUAGCUUUUUUUUUUGCCACUAGCAAAAAGAAAUUAACAUGAUUUCAAGACCAAUGUAAUUGAUUGUAGUUAAAAAAUUGUAUAUAUAGGUGGGUUUUUAAAAAUGGUCCUCCUAGGACCCCUCUGUUCCUGUUUUGUUUCAUGAUUUCCCUCUGGGAUUCCUGCCCUUUUAUUCUUCCAAAUGAAUUUUUUUUGUUUAGUUCUCUAAAAUGACACUUUUAUAGUUUAAUGAGUAUGGCACUAAAAUUGUAAAUUAGUUCCAGGUAGAAAUGCCAGACUUAGUUGCUUAGCAUACUUAUGGAUGUUGGCCUGUGCCUUGAACAUGCCUUAAACUAUAGGAAGGAUGCUGCAGGUCCUGUAAUGGCAACUGGAUGAGGUUGUUCAAAUGCGACUGGAGCCGGGAGUCAGCCACACAGUCACUGUUAUGUUGGGCAAGUCCCUUCUCCUCAGAAUUACUUCUGUCCUCCUCUCAUGCACCACCCUGUCUUCUCUGCCCCAGUGUGGGGGAUGGGCUGCUGAUAUUACUGCUCUCAGCUGCCUUUUUAAAGACUGCUCUGUCUGGGCUGACCACAUAAAGAUGCAGACAUAAUCAACCCUAGAUCACAACUGCCUGGAUCUAACGAUACCCCUUGAAACUUGUUCUACAACCAUCCGUGAUCUGUAAAAUGUUUAUCAGGAGCUCUAAUAGUCUUACCAGGGUCUAUCUUUUGGGACUAUUCUUCUGUAUUAUUUCAGGGUCUUGGGCCCAGGUACAGCUGGUGGAGACAGGCGGCAAACUGACUCAUGAGGGUCAGAACUUGACCCUGACCUGUACAGCCUCAGGACUCCGCUUUAAGGACUUUUCCUUUUCCUGGCACUGGAGCCCACUUGGAGGCACCAAGGAGUUUGUGGCCAGUAUCACUGCUGGGUUAGGUAACAAAAAGGAAUACAAGAAGAGCAUUCAAGAUAGAGCCUUCAUUUUCAGGAACAAUGAGGCUGGUACAGUCUCGCUGACUCUGAACCAUCUGCAGAAGGAGGACUCAGGCAUUUACUACUGUGCAAGACUCACCAUGUUUAUGCCCAGUUGGGGAGACUUUGGGCCAGGAACAGAAGUGAUAGUGCUUCCACGGGAUAAGAUCUUGCUAGAGGAAUUAGGAGGAGGCUCCUACCUAUAUAACCUGACCCUGAACCUCAAGUGUCAAACCUCUGGCUUCCAAUUCAAUACAAGUAUAUUAAGCUGGUAUCUUUGGGACCCUGGACAUGCCCCUCGGUGGCUGUCCAGCCUUGACCUCACAUCUGGAGAAACCAAUGAAGGCCGCAUCAUUUCCUCCAGGGAGAACAACAGCAGCCAGAUUUUCCUUCAGAUUAAAGGCCUGAGCCUUGGGGACUCUGGCCAUUAUCACUGUGCAAGGAGGGUGGGUGAUGGAAGUGACACAGACAAGCUGGUCUUUGGUCCUGGGACAGAUGUGACUGUGCAGCCUGGACCUCGGGCCCCUCUGUCACCCAGUGUGUUCCUGGUGAGGAGUCAGGAUACUGUGGCCUGCUUGGUCAGUGACUUCUAUCCCAAGGAACUCCAUGUGUCCCUGGCCUCCCCUAAGGCCUCAGUCUCAGCCCAGGCCCUCACUGUGACUCCCACAGCCCAUGGCACCUACAGUGCCAUCCAGAUUGGCAGGGUUGGUGAGAAUGACUCAGUAACCUGCUCAGUGCAGCACCUUGGGAAAGAGACCCUUGUGUCCUUCCAGCCAGAGAAGGAAAUCUUGUGUCCAUUGGAUUCUAACACUGUGCCUGGUGAUAUUAUCCUGCCUUCGGAGUCUGUGAAGCUGGAACCAUCCUACCCUGAUCAAGAUUUCACAGCAGAACUCAAGCAGAAGAAUAAGCUAUUCCUCAGUGUGUUGAUUCUGAGAUUGCUGUUUAUGAAGAUUGUGGCCAUAAAUGUCCUGUUCACAAUCAUAGCUUUCAUCUUCUAAAUUGCUUGACUUCUAUUUUUCUUCUCCUACAGCUGGAUUUCUCUUUUGAGUCCAUUAAUACUUUUCUUCCCUCACCUCUUGUUGGUCUGUAUAUAAAUCUCAGGAAGUAAAUAAAUUUAUUUGAAAAAAUAUUUUUAUAACUGAAUUUCAGUAUAAAUAGUUUCCUUUGUAAUUUUAUGUAUCUUAUUUUAUGCAUUUAAAAAUAUUGUUUGGACAAAGGGUCCAUAGAUUUCACCAAAGUAUCAAAUGAGGCCAUGACACAAAAAUGUUAAGAAUCCUUGUAGCAAGUUGUAGAUAAUAGAGCUGUAGUUUCAUGUGUAAUUCUCUUUUUCUUUUUUUGUAUUCUACCUUGUUAUAGAAAUGCUCAUUUUAUUCAUGAAUUCAGAAUAAAAAUAAAAAACCCCA
This is a messenger RNA of Antechinus flavipes (yellow-footed antechinus), 2592 nucleotides long. RefSeq names its product immunoglobulin gamma-1 heavy chain-like. NCBI's taxonomy places the organism in Eukaryota, Metazoa, Chordata, Mammalia, Dasyuromorphia, Dasyuridae. Gene Ontology annotation, cellular component: external side of plasma membrane; immunoglobulin complex, circulating; blood microparticle. Bases 907 to 2187 code for a protein of 426 amino acids. Gene Ontology annotation, biological process: defense response to bacterium; phagocytosis, recognition; innate immune response. Gene Ontology annotation, molecular function: antigen binding; immunoglobulin receptor binding. The transcript is spliced from 8 exons. The record is from RefSeq and is a predicted model, not a curated record.